This is a messenger RNA of Vitrella brassicaformis, 1981 nucleotides long. NCBI's taxonomy places the organism in Eukaryota, Vitrellaceae. The record is from the annotation of a GenBank genome assembly.
CUACUUAGGUGCGCUCUUGGGCAAGUCCUGACACACGCACACAGAAGCACACAGAGAGAGAGGGCAGGCGCAUCGCAUGUGUGGCCGUCUUUGUGCGGUGCAAUGUGGCUUCAGCCACUUACAGCGAUAGUCGAUUUGGUUUUCUUGGCCUCGGCCACCAUGUCGGCCACCAGCUUCUGUGCGAUGUGUAGGCGGGCCUUGUUAGUGUGAUACCCGACCACCUGCACCACACACAUCCACUCGCACACACAGCCAUCCAGCCGCCCUGUGUGUGUGUGUGUGUGUGUGUGUGUGCUCACGGCUGUGUAGAGACGGUCUCCUACCCUACGGUCUCCGGUGAGGGCUGGGCUUCAUCUGGGCUUCGUAUGGCGCACGCCAAUCGUCGAACUGCUUCUUGAGGAUGGGGUCCAUGGAGACGAUCUGCUCCAUACGGCAACAGAGGUCCUGCUUCAGCUUGAUGACCUACCACACACACAGCAUGGUGCCGUCAGCGUGUGUGAGGCGGUGACUCUCUCAAUCGCUCACCGUGUUGCAUACAUACUUCGGCGUACUUUAUGGCCUCCUUUGCCUUGGCGGCCUGCUCGUCGGACCCUGUCAGACACAAUAAAUCCACACACAAAUGACCUCACCCAACACGACCGCGGUCCCCCACCAGUCGAGUUCUUGGCCUUUUCUGCGCACACAAACACAGAUGGCAGGUAACACAUACAUAUCCGCCCGUGUGUUGAGGUGGGGUGGGGUGAGGUGGUUUAACUCACCGAGGAUCUGUGCGGCGUGGUUGCUGAGGUCGGCGUCGUCCCUGCCGAGGCCGCUCUACUGCAUCACCUCGGCGCGGGCCUUCUCCAACUUGUCUCGGAUGUCGAGGAGCUGCUGGAGCUCACUGCAGGCACGUUCGAAUGCCUUCUCGAAUGCCUUCUCGAAGUACGUACACACACACGCACACACACAGACGUGCGCAAGCGUGUAUGUUUCUUUGAUGCAUUUAUCCACCCACCCACCCAUCACUUCCGCAGGGGUCAUGCUCUGCACCAACCUGGCCUGAACACAGCGCACCACACACCACAUUACACACAGCCAUGGAUGGAUGGAUGGAUGGAUAGAUGGCCAUUGUGGGCAUUCUCUCUCUGACCUGUGCCGAUCCCCUCUUGGCGAUCACCUCCUUCCCCUGCCGGACGAAGCUGGCUUGGCGGUGCACCCAUUCCACCAUCUGCUUCAGUUGGCGGUCCAUGUGUGGCAGCAUCUCUCGCACCUGGUUGAUGGCGUAGCGUCCCGGAUCCUCCUCGUCACCGUCGCCGUCUUCAUCCCUGUUGAUACCCACGUACAGACACACACAUGAUGGAUGAGUGUAAAUGAGAGCCUCGCUGGCUGCGACGCAUACACGGUGUCGAUGAUGUGCAGCAGAUGAGUGUAAUGGCAGCUCCUCCUGCGAUAACACACGAGAGACCAGCCCAUGCACCCGUGUACAUGAUGCGCUGUGUUGUGUUGUGUUGUGUGUCAAGGACGCACCUCUUCAUGUCUCGCUCGGCGAUGUCCGGCAGGUUCAACACGGCCUGGCCCAGCUUCUUGACCUCGUCCUCCAGCCUGCAACGCGCGGCGUUGUGGUUUCUGUCUGUUGGCUUCUUCCGUCUCACUCCUUGAUCUUGGCUUCGUAUUGAGCCAUCUUGGCUUGGUGUUGAAUGCCCAAUCUAUCAGACCAAAAGACGCGGUGUCCAUGUGUGCCCCAUUCCUCUCUCUCUGCAUCUUCCUGUUUCACCGGUCGUACGCCGCCUGGAUGGGCCUCACGAUCUUCUUGAGCCUGGCAGCUACAGAGAGCCAAACGAGACAUGCAUACGUUCGUGGCAGCCAGUGUGCUCGCCCGUCCGUCUUACGUGUCUAGCUCGUUGCGAGCGAUGUCACGCUGUUCCUUGACCUGAACCACAUAGCCGCGCAGCUGCUCCACAUUUCCGCGCGUCCGCAAGUAUUUCUCUGUCAGUGACUCCAU